This is a messenger RNA of Theobroma umbraticum, 3575 nucleotides long. RefSeq lists its product as uncharacterized. Gene Ontology annotation, molecular function: mRNA binding; protein binding. The record is from RefSeq and is a predicted model, not a curated record. NCBI's taxonomy places the organism in Eukaryota, Viridiplantae, Streptophyta, Magnoliopsida, Malvales, Malvaceae.
UUUAGUCCAAGCAUGAAUGAUAAAACUUUUCAUAGGGGAAUGCACAAUUUCACGUCAAAGUUUAACCAAAACCCUCUCUUCAGCUUCUCUUCGUCUCCGUUUGAAUUCUGAUACAAACCUUCCCUUUCUUCCCUCUCCAUACUUCAGAUAGCCUCAAAUAUGAAGAGGCUCGCACGUGCAGCCCCGCACGUGCUGUGGACCAGAAAUGUCUCCACUGCCGCCCAAUCUGAACCCAUGAUCCAUCAAGACACAGUGACCCAAAUCACCAGCAUUCUCAGCCGCAACAACUGGCAGCUCCUAAUGGACUCCCCUGACAUAGCAACGAAGCUAAACCCAGAUAUAAUCCGAUCCGUUAUCCACCAAAAUCGAACCACCUCUGAUCCGACCCGACUCCUUGGAUUCUUCAUCUGGUCUCAACGCCGAGUGGGUACUACUCAUCAACAGGACUUAGAUGUUUAUUCUCUUCUUGCUAUUAUCCUUUGUAAGUCUAAAAUGUUUGGCCCUGCAAGCUAUGUUUUUGAGCUUAUGGUAAAGAAUUUUAAGCUCCCUUUUGAUAUUUUGGGUUAUCUCAGUAGUUAUUGUAGAGAAUUUGAUGUGAAGGGUGACGUUAAAACUUCAAUUUUUGAUCUGUUGAUUACUAGUCUUAGGAAAAUGGGGUUCCUUGUUGAAGCUUCUGAUGUGUUUUUAUCGAGUAGUUUUGGAAAAGGUGAAAAUUUUGUGCCUAGUUUGUGGUGUUGUAAUGGUUUCUUGAAGGAUUUGUUGAAAAGAAAUAAGGUGGAGUUGUUUUGGAAGGUUUACAAUAGGAUGAAUGAGAUGAAGAUUGGUUUCGAUGAGUAUAGUUAUGUUAAUGUGAUGAACGCGCAUUUUAUGGUUAAGAAUGUUGAGGAAGCGAAGAGGGUUUUCUGGGAUAUGGAGGAGAAAGGUUGUAGUCCUAGUUUGGUGAGUUUUAAUGUGGUUGUUCGUGGCUUGUGUAGAGUGGGGCAUGUUGAUGAUGCUAUUGAGAUAAAGAGAGCUAUGAUUGAGAAGGGGAUGGUGCCUGUUGUUUAUACUUAUAUGAUGCUUAUUAAUGGAUUAUGUACGGACAUGAGAUUGAGAAAUGCUGAAUCGGUUUUAGAGGAGAUGAUUGCUAAAGGUUUGAAGCCUGAAGCUGCUGGUUUCAAUGCUCUAAUUGAUGGAUUUCUUAAACAGGAUCAUGUAGUAGAGGCUUUUAGAAUCAAGGAUAAGAUGUUUGCUAGUGGAAUUCAGUUAGACCUCACCACAUAUAAUGUUCUUCUUAGUGGUGUUUGUAAGUCCGGUAAUAUAAAGAAGGCAAGGGAAAUCAUGAAUGAGAUGGAAAGAUUGGGUAUCAACCCUAAUUUGAGAAGUUAUGAUUUGUUGAUUAAGGGUUAUUGUCGAGAGGGUGACUUACAUAGUGCUUUUAAGUUGCUUGAUGAGAUGAAGAGUAGAAACUCGGUACCAACAGCAAAGACUCAUGCUGUCUUAAUUAAUGAGUUGUGUCGUUAUGGAAAUAUUAAAAAAGUGAAUGCUGUUUUGGGCAAAAUUUUUAAGGAGACUGUGAAGCUAAAUGCCUUUGCUUGCAGAAAUCUUAUUUUGGCUUACACAAAGGAAGAUAGAGUCAAAGAAGCAAGAGGGAUUUUGGAGAUAAUGAAGGACCAAGGGGUUCCACUUGAUAUAUUGUGUUAUAACCCAAUUAUAAUAGGCCUCUGCAAAGCCAGAAGGAUGGUAGAAGCAAGGACAUACCUGGAUGAAAUGUUUGGGAGGGGAUUAAAACCAGAUGCGUACACAUAUGGAGCUUUCAUCUCUGGGUAUGGUCGGAUGGGGCAGAUGCAGCUAGCUGUUAAGUGUUUCAAUGAAAUGCUUGGUUGUGGUCUGGUGCCCAAUGAUCAAACUUACAAAGCACUGAUUGAUGGACACUGCAAGAAGGGAAACAUUACUGAAGCAUUAUCUGCUUCUAGGUAUUGGCUUUUACAAGGGAUUCAACCAGAUAUUUUAAUUUACAGUAUGCUCGUAAGUUGCUUCACCCGGAAUGGAAAACAACAAGAAGCACUGGAGAUCUACCAAGAACUUUAUGAGAAGGGUUUGUUUCCUGAUGCUCAUGCUUGCAACUCUCUCCUUACCAGUUUAUGCAAACAAGGUAAGGUAGGAAAAGCUCUUCAACUUUAUGAGGCAAUGUGUGCCAAAGGCAUUGAUCUGAAUGUUGUUACAUAUAAUUCAUUGAUUAAUGAGCUAUGCAGAGUAAAAAAUAUGGAGAAAGCAAGACAACUCUUCCUAGAGAUGCAGGAAAGAAAUCUAAUCCCACCGUCUUCAACUUUCACUUUAAUUUUAAAUGGCUACAAUAAAGCUGGGAAUAAAACUGAGGCUUUUUCUCUGUUUCAAGAGAUGGUGGCCAAGGGAAUUAAACAUGAUAAGGAAACUUAUUAUGUAAUGAUUGAUGCUUACUGCAAAGAAGGGAACUUAAUAGAGGCCUUGAAGUUGAGGAAUAUAAUGCUGGACAAUGGUAUGCCGAUGAGUGAGACUGCCUAUGUUGCUCUAAUAGAAGCCCUUUGUAAAACAAAAGACUUUUCUGAAGCAUUGAUUUUACUUAAUGAAGUAGGAGAGUCUGGACUCAGCCUCAGUACAGCCACAUGUAGUUUUAUAGCUUCCGAUUUUAACAGAGCAGGUGAAAUGGGCAAAGCUGCACAAGCAUUAGAGCACAUGGUGCGGUUUGGAUGGGUUUCAAACUCCAUGUCUUUAGCAGGUCUACUUGAUUGGAAAUGCUAUUCACACAAUGCUCAAAGACAACAACAAUCUUAUGAGGCGUGCCAUUAAAAGUAAACCUCUAUUGGGCUCGCUGUUCUGUUUCCACUGAGUGGCUCCUUAAUAUGCUUGAUUCUACUGCCUGGUGGCAAGUUUGGACUUGUGAAAGGUUUUCUUGUAUGCAAGGUGCACAAGAAAAAGAAAAAGAGGUACACUGUUAUGUGCCUUUUCUAGUUGUGGGAAAAGCCAUACCUGAGCUCAACUGUUACGCUUUCUACAGGUGGUCCAGGUGAUGAUUUAUUCACAGUGCAAUUAAUUGCAUUUUUCAUCUUUAUCUCUCACAGAUGAUAGUACAAGUUAUUGUUUCCCCAUCUAUGUGGGUAAGCCAGAAAGGGCUUGUUAGGAUUUAGUCUCUUGAAUAAAUUACUAAUUUCUUAAAGUUCAUUCUCUUCUGGUACAGAAGAUCUAUAUGGGAAAAGAAAACACAUCGUACAUGCUCAUUUCAUUGUUAGGGAUAAAUUAGAAAAAAGAACUUCAAAACCUUAUGAUAUCAUAUCUGUGAUUUAUACGUGGAUUUUUUUUUUUUUUGGUGUUUAAGAGUGUUGGACCAUAUUAAUUACACCCUUUUAUUAUUAGUGUUUAUUGAGGAUGAUUAUGGCUGCUGUAGUAUGCAUCCUGGAAAAACAGUCUGUUUUAUAACUGAAAAAGUGAGAGUUGUAAUGGGCUGUGAUAAGCGGUUAAGAUGGGCUGGUCUUUUCAGUUUUCAAUUAUUAGCACUGAAGGGAAAGAAAUAGAGAAGAGAAACACUCAGCAUGUCAGAUUGCAAUAUCAUGAAGCUU